CGGAUCGUGUAAAUUGAAUCCCCGUACCAAUGGGGGUGGGCUCUAACUUCGUACAUGAUAUUUUCUAUUGGUUCCUUACAAGUGGUGUCAUAAAAGUGCCCCGGGUUUGGGCACAUUGUCUGGUAAAUGCGCCGAACAGGGAGAAAGGGGAAAAACAGUGAACGAGUGUUACAGUAUCUUGAAGUGGCAAUUGACAAAAGUGAAAAGCGAAAUGAGCUAGAUGCAGAUGUAGCUAGUUCUACGUUAGGUUCUGGCUGCGUUGCGGGCACUGGAAGACAUCAGAAGGGGGGCGAAACGGACGUACGGACGGCUAACGCACCCUGCACCAAUGCUGUUUUUACGGUUUUGUUCUGCUUCUAGAGGAGCAAAUCUGGUGUGAGAGUCCUGGAACAAGGAGAUAUUUUGACUACAUCACCUUCCCCAGGAACAGUAUGGCACAUGGAUGGAACACACUCUGUCAUUCGCCGAUAUCAGGAAUUCUCUCAAAUCCAGAAGAGAAUGUAGGAAACCAUGUUGAUAACCUUAUUAAGAAUAACAACCUUUCCAGUACACUGGUCUCACAAGAAACAUCUUCUGUCUGUAAUUCAAACUCUGUGCAACAACAGAAUUAUGAUAGUCUGCAGUGGAACAAUGAGGCUGCUCCAAGUUUGCUGUUAGAUAUUCAAGAGAGCCUGCUGGGAGGCAAACGUUACAGGGUCCAAGAUGUUGUAGCAGACUCAAACUCUCAUAAUACAAAAACAGACUCAGCCUUUUUGAGCUCAUCUGCUCUAGAGCAAUAUUCAGAUGUAAGCAGCUGCUCUGAGUUUGAUAUUGACAGAACUGUGUCUCCUUGUGUGGAGUUAAAUCUUGACUGCAGUCAAACCCAGGAAAAAGAGAAUACCUUGGAAUUAGGCUCAAAGGAAUUGUCCUUUUCUUCUCCCCAGGCAAUGGCUAAUUCCAAUAAUUCACUGAAAGAUGAUUGCCCAAUUAAGGACAUUAAGGGAAGCAUUGACUACAAACAGGAUGCAUGUGGCAGUAGCACCUCAGAGAACCUCACUUGUUGCCAUGAAGGGUCUCCUCUUUCAACAGUCUGGGACAGAGCUAGGGAUUUGACCAAACGCCUUGAAGAUAAUCUGCAAGAAAAAGAUACUUUUGUAAGUCAAGAGGAUCAAUACUCAAAUAUUAGCAGUCCACUUGAGGGUGUAAGGGAGCAGUCUCCUUUAAGAGGGCAUGAGGAAAUUAAGGACCAUUCAACAGCAGUGGGUUCUGAUGGUUCACAGCAGCUCAGCACCUCAGACUGUCAAGAUGUGGCUGUUGAACAUCAUAGCUGGACCAGUGCCUUUGAAACAAAUUCUGUAGAAAAAGUUACUAACACUCCAGAUGGUGACUGUAAGGACACAGUCGGAUGCGGCGUGUCGAAGAAGGAAAGUGUUUCCAACGGUUCUCUGAAAGGGAGCAAUGAUCAAUCAACCACUAGGUUAUCCCAAAGGCUACAUUUAGAAAUGAAUGAUAAAAGCCAAUUUAUUGCUAAAGGUGGUACCCAUGAGGACAGCGAGAGUGACUGCCAUAGUCCUCACAAUAUUGAAGAGGAACGUAGCAGCUUUGAUUUCCUGGAGCGCUGCUUAGGCCUCAGAGAUUUUUCUACGGGUAGCCGGAAAAAGUCCAGCGGUGGAAAGGAUAUUACAAGGCUAACUGGCAAGGAGGGAGCUGUGUCUUCUGAUGGUAAAGUGUUAGACCGGACUGAUCAUGAAAACUGGAUGCCUCAGUCUGGACCACCGACCCUGGUGCCAGUGGAUCUGGAAACUUCCUUCAGGGACGAGGUUCAAGGAUCAUACUCAGCAAGUCGUGACAAAGGGCCUCCCGUGCUCAGUGUCUUCCUCAGUGGAGCUGUAACUAACUUGGAAGAUGGCAAUAUGUCAACAUUGGACAAAAACGAAAAGGAUAUAGGGAUCAGAAAAACAAAUUCAGUUCAGUUAAUGUCUACAAGGCGUUUGAAGCAGUCCCUCCAUCCUGUUGUGCUUCUCAAAGAUUCUACUAGGGGGAAAGGGUACCACUGUGCAGAGUGUCCAGUGACAGCUCAAAAUCUAUCCGGCUUUUUUGAACACCACCAUUGUGUUCACUUGCAACACAAUUUACAUUUAUGCAAUACCUGUGGAUGCUACUUUACUGACUAUAACCUUGCCACACAACAUAAGUGUGACCAGGAAGUUGACACUGCAGGCAUAUUUAUUCAGAAGACAUCUUUGCCCCUUACAAGCUCUAUGUGCCCACAAAAAUCACAUCAGCAGGAGAAGGAGAGUGGAUGCAACCAACGCAAAUGCCAACACUGUGAUCAGACCUUCCAGAGAAUGUAUGAAUUUGACCAGCAUAUGCGGAAACAUACUGGUGUUACACCUUUCAAGUGUGGAAAAUGUGGCUUGUACUACUCACAGUCUUCUAGUUUGAAUCGACAUACGCGUUUAAACAGAUGCAAGCGUCAAAGAUUGAAAGAUGCUUCUGAAAACAAGAUGAUCCAGAAACUGACCUCCAACAGUCCAAAGGACCAAAAUGUUAAGUUGGAUGAGGUACCAUCUGCUGUUCCACAUGUCAAACUAAUUGACUGCUAUGUUAAGCUUGUGGACUAUCGCAAGGAAAAACAAUCACCCAAGCAGAAUUGUUGUGAAACAUGUGGGAAGUGCUUUCGCCUCAGGGCACAACUUGCUGCUCACCGCCGAUCACAUACAGAUGAGAGGCCCUUUAAAUGUCACAACUGCCUCAAGGCCUUCAAACAUCCUUGCAAUCUCUACAGGCACAAAAAACAGCAUUGCUCAAGGACCAGGAGUCCUGCAACAUUUACAAAUCCAAUAAAAUCCUUGGCGGGGGAAUACAAGUGUCCCAUUUGUCGAAGCGCUUUCAAAUAUUCCCACAACCGUUUCCGGCACUUAAGAGAGGUGUGUCUGAAAGAAUAUUCAAGACAAGGAAAGGGUAAGGUGGGUAACAUGUACAAGUGUGCACUGUGCAAAAGCACCUUUGCUAAUGGAUCCAAUCGCAGCAGACACAUAAAGAGAGGUUGCCUGAAGGAGUAUGUUCGCAGAGAGAGUUUGAAGAUAAAGAGAGACUAUCAGGAGCGGAGGAAAAUUUCCUUCACGAAGGAACCGCAAAAGCCACAGCAGCAGCAAAAGCCACAGCUGAUAUUGCAACCUCAACAAAAAAAAAGUCUACGCCACAAGUGCAGUUUCUGUCCGGCCACUUUUGCUCAUGCAUCUGGGAAGUACAAACACAUGCGGAAGCAUAAAAUGCAGGAAAAGACAGGGAAACCAUUCAUUUACCAGGCUUCCCUUCCACCUCUUGAUCAAAAGAUAGAGGAUACUGAUACGGUAUCCAACAUCAAAGGAAAUGCCAGUUCCCCCCCUUUCUCUUGUCGAUUUUGUGGAAAGUUUUUUCUUGAAUUAUACGCCCUUAAGAAGCACAUGCGGCUGCAUAGUGGUGACCGGCCUUAUCAGUGUCAGCAAUGUAGCAAGAGGUUUUUCCGGCGUUCCCACCUUGAUGCUCACAAAAAUGUUCACAAGCGAAGGAUACAAUGUACUGUCUGCAAGAAGAUACUUCCCACCAUUAGUGAGCUAAUAAAACACAGACAGACUCACAAUAAAAAGGGGAUGCUGCAGUGCCCAGACUGUCCACUGCAGUUCAAAUUUCCUGUUUACUUGCUCCGGCACUUGAGUACACACAAACACGCACAGCAGAAGGUUCAACAAUUACAGGAUCCUCCACAAAUAAAAGAGAAGCUGCAACAAGACAAGGUAGAGUUAUUUCAGUGCUCUCUCUGCCUUGGUGUCUUUGAAAGUAGCAAGGAGCUGAGCAAUCACUGUUUAACGCACAUGCCGAAGCGUUCUGUUAAUCAGUGUCCCUUCUGCAAGCGGCACUUCUGCAGUCGCAACGCGUUAAUCCGCCACAUGCGCUUGCAUACCGGAGAAAAACCAUAUCACUGUCAGAACUGUGGAAAACGCUUUACACGGAGUGAGGCACAGAAAGUACACCAAGAGAAGUGUUCCAAAACAUGCAUUGAGCCAGUACUUAAAAGUAGUGUAGAUAGUCAGAAUGUAAGUGAGGUAUGUGAAAUUAAGAAAAUGUAUAAUUGUAAAUACUGUCCACAAACAUUCGUCUGGCCAUGCAGCUUGUCGAAACACCAUAAAAAUCACAUGUUGAAGACUCUCUUUCCCUGUUCCAAAUGUGGCAAGUGCUUCAAAAAACUGAGGUUGCUGUCACAUGAGAAAUAUUGUGACCACCUCAUCACAAAGGACUUUGAAGCCCCCCCUCUUCAGGGUUCUGCAUGCAGAACGUGUGGCCAGAAAUUCAUUCGGCAGUACAACCGAAUUAUCCAUGAGAAAAAGUGCAAAGGAUCCACCUCUGUUUUGCCAGCAAAUACAGUCAAUAAUGGAACCACAAAUCAGACCAGAAGCAUGGACAAACUCAAGCACAGAUGUCCCCAUUGUCCAAAAGCCUUUAGGUAUCGAUGUUACCUCCUGAGACACCUUGUAGUGCAUACACGAGAUGAACCGCUCGAAUGUUCACGCUGUGGCCGUAAAUAUACUGACCGAACACUUUACCUUAAACAUAAAAGCUUCUGUGAAGGUGUUUAUAGGGACAGUCGAUCAAGUAAGGUGGAUGUAAAAGAUCAACCACUGCCAGUAUCCAUGACAACAAAAUUAAAAAGUGGACAGAUAACUAAAGGAGAGGGUGAGGGGGAGUACAAAUGCAGAUUCUGCACGAAGAGCUUCAUGAAGGCCAGAAAUCUAAGGCGUCACAUCCUGACGCACACAGAAGUCAAGCCGUACCGCUGCAAGACGUGUGAAAGCUGCUUCCGCCGAUAUGAUCAUCUGAAACUGCACCAGAACCGUUGCAAAGGUAAGCGGCAACGCUUGGAAGUGCGCAUCUUAAAGCUUAAUCUGGAGGAUUUGAGGAAGGACUGGCAAAAUAAUCCAGAUGGUAUAAAAGCAAAAGAGGGGGAAAUGGCUGAAUGCAUGUCCUGUGACAAAUGUUUUUCAAGUAAGAUUAAUUUAGCACGCCAUGUAGCCCUGUGUCAUACUACCGUGAAACCCUUCUCUUGCAAGUACUGUAGCACUUCUUUCUCCCAGGAAAGUACAUUAAAAAAGCAUAAUCUGAAGUGCAAUGGUAGGACGAUUUCUUCCUCUCAACUUUGGAGUUCUCAACAAGAAAUCAAAACUCAUUCUCCAAGGGAAAGUGGUACUGGUAAGCCGUGCAGGGAGACAUCCAAACUUCUGAUUAGGAUUCAAAGACACUACUCUGACAAACGGAAAUAUGUAUGUGCUUACUGUCCCCGCCGCUUCAGAAAUCAAGAGCAAAUGAUAGUGCACACCCGUUUACACACAGGAGAGAAACCUUUUGGCUGUGCCAACUGUGGUGAGCGCUUCAUUCGCCGUGAUUAUUUGAUGAGGCACCUGAUCAAGUGCAAGUUUGGAAAUGAAAGUGAAGAGAGUGUGCUAUGCGAGCAGUGUGGUGAUUUAUUUAAUGCAGACGAACUGCAGAGCCACCAGAAGAGCUGUGUUGUCAAACGGAGAACACCUGACCGCAACCCCAGGAGCCCUGUGAAUCACAGUGGAUCUCCAAAGAAAAGGGGCUUCUCCUGUGCUAACUGUGAUGCCCAAUUUAUAUUAUUCUCUCAACUCCAGCAACAUUUCCUUACUACACAUAGAGCGGACACUUACCAGCAGCCUCAACAGUCGCCACCACCACUUCGGCAGCAGUUAUCCAGUAUUGGAAGUGUCAAGGAAGAACCAAUUGAUGAAGGUUAUGAAAUGAACGAGCUAACGGAUGGCAACAUGAGGACUGAAAGUGAUAUGAGUAAGCCUUUUCUAUGCCCAUAUUGUAACUUGCGUUUCUUUAAUAACAGUGGGCUUGGGAUGCAUCUGCGCACCCAUGUAGGCAAUUUUAAUGUCUUCUGCAAGAGGUGCAAGAGGGGCUUCUGGAACAAGAACAUACUUCGGAAGCACUAUAGAACAUGUUGUUCCCUGCCAGUUGUAACAAAGGAAGAGCCAAAUGCAGAGACCCCAGCUCUCACAGACAUGAAUCCUCCAGUUCAGAAUACAGUCUUGGUAUUCAACAGUGGAUCCAAAACUACAGGGACAGGGGUGCUGCAGACUAAGUUCUCUUGCAAGGAGGGUUACAGAGAGAGGCUAGAUUCAGUUGAGGUCCAUGAGAAGCUGACCUCUCCCAGAUCAUCUUCUAAAAUUAUCCACAAGUAUCAAUGUUCAGAAUGUGAUCAAAGCUUCACAGAUGGGCUUCUGCUUAUUAGCCAUUUAGAGGACCAUGGUCGUGAGGAGCAAGAACGAAAACAAGGUUACCGAUGCAAUCAGUGUGGCAAAGUUUUUAAUCAGCCAGGAGUGCUGUCACGACACUUAAAGAUGCAUAAAAGCAUUAAGACCCCUUAUGCAUGCCCUGAAUGCCCAAAGACCUUCCGCCAUCCUUCAGAUCUGGAUGUUCACAGGCAUUGCCAUGACCCCAAUCGACCAUUUGUCUGCAGCUUGUGCCUCCUGAGGUUUUGGACUAAAACAUCCUUAAGAAUACAUACCUCUGCAAUACACCGUCAAAUAAAGCCCACAAAUGGUUUUGCCUGUCAGUUCUGUAGUAAGUCCUACACAUUAAAAUCAUCAUACCAAAAACAUUUCAGGAUGAAGCAUCACAAACAGUGGAGGAAGGAACUUUUGAAUGGCCAGACAAUCGAACGAGUCUCCUCCAAGCCAGACUUUGAUCUAGCAGUGAAUGCUGAAGAAAUGAACCAUGAAGGGACUGAUGAAAAUGAAGAUGAUGACGACUCUGACUCUGCUCCUUACUUUCCUUGUCAUGUCUGUGGCAAAACAUUCACUACAUCAGAAAGCUUAGAAGAUCAUCAGCGCUGUCACCUUGGCGAGAAGCCUCAUGAAUGUGCAGAAUGUGGCAAGUGCUUUUUCCAGCUGGGCAACCUUCAGCAGCACCAGCGCAGCCACAAGUCCGAGUUCCAAUGCCAAACAUGUGGUCGUGGGUUUGUAUCAUUAUUUGCUUUACGCAAGCACAAGCAUAGUCAUGGGAAGAACCGCCCCCACCGUUGCUCAAAAUGCCAGCUCAGUUUUACAGGACCCACACAGCUUGCAGAACACAUAUCCACUCACCGUGAUGAAAACUUCCCCUGUGACCUGUGUGACCGCACCUUCACCUGUAAGCUCAGCCGAGCUGAGCACCGCAAGAACCACACUGAACUAGAGGAGAGCCUCCCCCCCUUGCUUCCACCACAGGGUUCACCGUCAUCCUCUCUUCCUCUUAGUGCUGAUCAGCUAAAAUAUCGAUGUGGUAUUUGCUGUGAACGAUUUCAAGAUCCAGAGCAGCUCUCGGAGCAUGGUUGUUUUGCAGCCAGAGAACGUCCGUAUUCUUGCACCGACUGUAACCAGCACUUCCUGUGUGGAGCUCACCUGAAGAAACACCAGCUCAGCCACCAGUUCUCACGAUCGUACCUCUACCACUGCAAUCGUUGCCACAUACGUUUCACCUACCGUCAUCAGUUCCUCAAUCACUUGAAGAAGCAUGGGAUUGAAGAGGCUGGAGAUGCAACAGAAAAUCUGAGCAUAAAGACUAUUUCAAAUGUAAGUGGGAACAACACAGAGAACAUAUAUAAAUGUCCAAUCUGCCCACACAGUUUUAGCCAUGCCCUGGAAUUAGCUGAACACCUUUCCAUACAUGCUGAGAGCACUUAUAAAUGCAGAGUUUGCGGUGAGACUUUUGCAAGCAAAAGCAACCUCACACAACAUGAGCAAUGUCAUAUAACUGCCUCUACUCAGUAUGAAUGCACAGAGUGUGGUGAUAGCUUUCUGGGAAGUGAUGCAUUCCGUCUGCACCAGUGUGCCCGCAGGAAGCACAUUGCCAGAGGUCAUGCCCAAACAUCUUCCUCUAGUUUGCAAAAAAGGCUGCCAUCUCCUGCAGGAACUGCAGUGGCACAAAGUAUUGAAGAGGAAGAGGAAGUUGAUGUGGGGGAAGACUUCUAUAACUGUCCUGUCUGUACCAAACGAUUUUCUUCUAAACUGAGUCUCAAGGAACAUCAAAGGCAGCAUACUGCUUACCGCCCCUUCAAGUGCCUGGUGUGUGGGAAGUGCUUUGCUCAAAAGAGAUACCUCAAGAGGCACCAGGCCAUCCAUCAGCGGACCUACCGUUGUGACAUGUGUCCUCAAUCUUUUGGAAAUUUAAAAGCGUAUCAGAUUCACCAAGAUCUGCACAACCAAAAGAGUCCGAAUUCAUCAGUCACCACCCAAGAUAGUUUUCCGCACAGCACAAAACCUGUUAAAGGUGCUAUGGAGGAAUCUGGGGGUGACUAUCGUUGUGACAUGUGCUACAAAUCUUUCGGCCAAUUGUCAUCUCUGAGGCGGCACCAGGAAACUCACGUCGGGCAGGUUGUGUAUGAGUGCACAGAAUGUGACAAGGCAUUUGCUUUCUUCCAUCUCCUGGAGGAACAUCAGAACAGUCAUGCUUCCUCGUCCUCACCUCUGCCAUCUACUCCCCCUCCCCAUGCUUUUUCCAACCCAGUCUCUGAACAGCCUUCCCCACAAAAAUUGCAAGGUACCAAUACCUCUUUUCCAAUGCCACCAGUUAUGGACUAUGUAGUUAGAGAAAAUAUGUGAUGUUUGGGCCCCAGAUUGGGAUUGUGUAAUUUCCCAAUUCAUUUCACAUUAUCAAAUUUCAUAAAUUGCAUGUUCUAGUCAUGGUGUACAUAUGCUGCUGUGUAUAUGAAUUCCUACUACUGGUGAAAAUAUAGUCCUGCAAAUACUGCAGUUUAAAAAUUCCAACUUUGAAUAUUAUAAAUAGUCUCAUUUUUGGUGUAGUCAAUUUGUAUAUAUGUAUAUUAAACAUAUUUCACAUAGAUAUUGAUAUCCACUAUGUUUAUUCAUACUAUUGGAACGUGCACAUUUAAAUAAAUAAUUUAUUUUUCUGGACAACACAUGCAAUACUUUUACUUUACUAUUGUCCAGCUGUUAAGGGUUCAUCACCUCUGACUGAUUCCUGCUUCAUUGGAAUAUUAUUGAUGAUUUUGUUGUCUUUAUUCAGUUGGUACAUUUAAUGUUUUUAUUGCCUAAAACAAAAAUGAAUCAAGUAUGUUUAUUACCCCACAAUCUUCAAGUGUACUUACCAGUAUUAUAUCAGUGGAGCUGGAGGUUUUUUUUUUUUUUAGCUGUGUAAAAUAUUACAUGUAUGAUGUUAACAUUUUGUUGUUCAGUAACAAAUUGAAAUGUAUCCUUUCUAAACACCAAGGUGUAUUACCUAUAUUGUAAAUAGUUGUUAAAUUCCUUUAUGCAUCUGCCACAAGGUUAGUCCUGGACAUGUCCCCCCAUUGUUGCUGACCCUGUUAAACAUGCUUUUUACAAUGACCUGUGCUGAUUACAGUUUGUGACAUGAUUCAUAUGGGAAAACAGGUAGUUUGAUAAAUAUUGUGCAGUAGUUGGAAUGGGGAUUAAGUAGGUUAUACCAAGUUUUAUUCCUGUUUCUGUAUGCACUCAUCUUUUUAUAUUGAAUGUAUGAUUAUGAGAGGAAUACAUAUUUCCUAUUUGAAAAAUAAAACAGGUAUUUGGGUUUCCAGUUGA
Anguilla rostrata (American eel) is the source of this 9578-nucleotide messenger RNA. RefSeq names its product zinc finger protein 1035. Gene Ontology annotation, molecular function: DNA-binding transcription activator activity, RNA polymerase II-specific; zinc ion binding; RNA polymerase II cis-regulatory region sequence-specific DNA binding. Gene Ontology annotation, biological process: regulation of transcription by RNA polymerase II. Gene Ontology annotation, cellular component: nucleus. The record is from RefSeq and is a predicted model, not a curated record. Lineage: Eukaryota; Metazoa; Chordata; Actinopteri; Anguilliformes; Anguillidae. The coding region runs from base 432 to 8621 and encodes 2729 amino acids. The transcript has 3 exons.